CUUCUUUCACUUAGCAUAUUUUCAAGGUUCAUAUUAUAGCAUGUAUCUGUACUUCUUUCCUUCUUAUGACUGAAUAAUAAGCUCAUGUAUAGAUAUACCACAUUUUAUGUAUCCAUUUAUCAGUUGGUAGACAUUUGUGUUGUUUCCACGUUGGGCUAUUAUAAUGCUGCUGCGAAAUUCGUGUACAGGUUUUGUGCAGACAUAUGUUUUCAGUUCUCUUGGGUACAUACCUAGGAGUGGAAUUGCUGAGUCAUGUGAUAACUCUGUGUUGAACCAUUUUAGGAGCUGCCAAACUGUCUUCCAAAGCAGCUGCAUCAUUUUACAUUCCCACCAGUAGUGUACAAGGGUUCCAGUUUCUUCACAGCCUCACCAACACUUGUUCUUUUAGCCGUCAAAGUUACUUUUGAGUAAAGUCAUAGUCUUUUUAUUACAGCCAUCCUAGUGGAUAUGAAGUGGUAUCUCAUUAUGAUUUUUUUAAAUAAAUUUAUUUAUUUUAUUUAUUUAUUUUUGGCUACAUUGGGUCUUCCUUGCUGUGCAUGGGCUUUCUCUAGUUGCAGUGAGCGGGGGCUACUCUUCCUUGAGGUGUGUAUGCUUCUCAUUGCGGUGGCUUCUCUUUGUUGAGGAGCAUGGGCUCUGGUCGUAUGGGCUUCAGUAGUUGUAGCACGCGGACUCAGUAGUUGUCGCUCGCCGGCUCUAGAGCUCAGGCUCAGUAGUUAUGGUGCAUGGGCUUAGUUGCUCCGCAGCAUGUGGGAUCUUCCCGGACCAGGGAUCGAAUCCAUGUCCCCUGCAUUGACAGACGGAUUCUUAACCACUGAGCCACCAGGGAAGUCCCUCUCCUUAUGAUUUUGAUUUGCAUUUCCCUAUGGCUCCCUAUUAAAGGUUUAAUAUCCUACUCAUCCUUCAAGGUACAACCCAAACAUCUUACUUGAGAAACUUUUCCCUCAGGAAUUGUUUCUUCUUUCAUGUUCUUAUACCAUUUUGCUUGGAUCCCUAUUAGCACACAUAUUUUUUUCUGCUAGUUAUCUAGAUUGUACGCUCUGGUUUGUGAAGUACUUAAUGGCUUCUUGUGAGUGUGUGUUUAAAUUUAUUAUGAAAUAUUUCACUUACACUCUUACUCAUCUGUGAGUCCCCACUGCAUCAAGCAGGGCUUGGACAUAUUUGCAUUCAGAUAUUUAUUGAAUGAUUCAAAUAAUGCAAAGGGUCUCAUGAGUGAAUAUUAGGAGGUCUGUUACUUUGCAGGGAAAGUGGACUUUCUCUUAUUAGGAGACAUUAUGACAGAACUCAGAAAAUAAUGUAUUUUUAGACAAAAAUGUUCAGAUGUGUUAUAUGUCCCAGAGACCACUGGCUUUAGGAACUUGUCUUGUGGAUCAUCAAUAUCCAGGUUGUAAUAGGAAUUUUGAUGUCAGGCCACUGGAUUGUGUAUCUGUGAGACUUUCUUAGGCGUUUAUUAAGAUGAUACACAAUUAGCAAAUCCCCUAAGUUUAUUUUACUCCUUUUAGCAAAUAUCCAUGCUUAUACUCUAUGCCAGGAACUUCACUGGGCACUAGACAUGGGAUGGAGUUUUCUCCUGCUCUGGUGACAGUAAGAGUUAAGGGCUUAGGAUGGGGAUAACUUUGAUAGCAAAUGAAUGGAUACAGGGUUUGUGAAUUUUAUUAAACCAGGCAAAAUGAACACUUGAUCAGAGAACCGUAUUUUCAGAAUAAAGACAGUGUUUCAGUUACAUUAAUUUUUAAGUAGCUCAUCUGACUGGAUCAUUCUUUUAAAGAUCUGAUGAAAACUUAGUGAUUGGGAAGUAGGCCUUGUAUCACUUCUACCAUUAUGAUCUCUUGCAAGAGAGCAAAAGGAAGAAUGCCCUCUUGUCUCCUAGUUUCCUGUAACUCAGCAAGACAGGAAACAUAAAGUUCCUUGCUACAGGAAGACGGGAGUUUGAUUUUUCUUUUUCUGGAUGAAGAUGAAGGAGUUAUAUAUUUCUCUAUCCCCAUACUAUAAGCCCUUCCCCGGAUUAUUAUCCCAGAGAUUCUUAUGGGAUAUUUUAUAGGACAGUUCUCUAACCAUCCUUCAAAUACCACCCCACCAAUCUUUAGGAAAUUAAAGUCUCUUCAGUAUUUUAUCUAAAAGGCCUCAGCCCUAGACAGUAAAAGAAGAACAAGACAUAAGGAAUCGUUUUAUAAUCUAGACAUAAGUAACUUUCUGAGGAGGUCAGAGAGAGGUAGUUCUGAAGAUGGUCAGGGCCUGCUUACUAAGUAGUUAUCUCGCUGCCUGCCUCAUAGGCUCAAAUCUCUUCAUGUGCUUUCCAUAAAAACAUCUCUCCAGAGUUUUCCUGGAUCCUUAAGAACUUCUGGGGGGUGGGGGGACUUCCCUGGCAGCGCGGUGGUUAAGAAUCCGCCUGCCAGUGUAGGGAACACGGGUUUGAGCCCUGGUCCAGGAAGAUCCCACAUGCUGUGGAGCAGCUAAGCCUGUGUGCCGCAACUACUGAGCCUGCGCUCUAGAGCCCGCGAGCCGCAACUACUGAGUCCAUGUGCCACAGCUACUGAAGCCUACACACCUAGAGCCCAUGCUCUGCAACAAGAGAAGCCACUGCAAUGAGAAGCCCACACCACAAUGAAGAGUAGCCCCCGCUCGCUGCAACUAGAGAAAGCCCACGUGCAGCAACGAAGACCCAAUGCAGCCAAUAAAUAAAUAAAUAAAAAUUAAAAAAAAAAAAAAGAACUGCUGGGGAAGCAUCAAGUCUCUGCAGACAAAUAACAGCUCAACUUGGCCAUAUGUGUCGUUGUCUCAGCCAAUGGCACCACCUAGUCCAAGCAACAGCACCCCUAACAGCAGCAGUGGGAGCACUGUAAAUGACCAGCUGAGUAAAACCAACCUCUACAUCCGGGGAUUGCAGCCAAGCACUACCGACCAGGACCUAGUCAAGUUGUGUCAGUCAUAUGGCAAGAUUGUCUCCACUAAGGCCAUACUGGACAAGACCACAAACAAAUGCAAAGGCUAUGGCUUUGUGGACUUUGACAGUCCUUCAGCAGCACAGAAAGCUGUAACAGCACUGAAAGCCAGUGGUGUGCAAGCACAGAUGGCAAAGCAACAGGAGCAGGACCCCACAAAUUUAUACAUCUCAAACCUCCCGCUGUCAAUGGAUGAGCAAGAACUGGAGGGAAUGCUGAAGCCCUUUGGCCAGGUUAUUUCCACUAGAAUCCUUCGAGACACCAGUGGGACCAGCAGAGGGGUUGGCUUUGCAAGGAUGGAGUCCACAGAGAAGUGUGAAGCCAUCAUCACCCACUUUAAUGGAAAAUAUAUUAAGACACCCCCUGGAGUACCAGCCCCAUCUGAUCCCUUGCUUUGCAAAUUUGCUGAUGGGGGUCCAAAGAAACGACAGAACCAAGGAAAAUUUAUGCAAAAUGGACGGGCCUGGCCAAGGAAUGGAGACAUGGGUGGUAUGGCCUUGACCUAUGACCCCACCACAGCUCUUCAGAAUGGGUUUUACCCAGCUCCUUAUAACAUCACCCCCAACAGGAUGCUUGCUCAGUCUGCACUGUCCCCGUAUCUUCCAUCUCCUGUGUCUUCAUAUCAGAGAGUAACUCAGACAUCUCCUCUACAAGUACCUAACCUGUCUUGGAUGCACCACCAGUCAUACCUCAUGCAGCCUUCAGGUUCAGUUCUGACACCAGGAAUGGAUCAUCCUAUUUCUCUCCAGCCUGCCUCCAUGAUGGGACCUCUUACCCAGCAACUGGGCCACCUCUCGCUCAGCAGCACGGGCACAUAUAUGCCAACAGCUGCAGCUAUGCAAGGAGCGUACAUCUCCCAGUACACCCCUGUGCCUUCUUCCAGUGUUUCAGUUGAGGAGAGCGGCAGCCAGCAAAAUCAAGUGACGGUGGAUGCUCCCUCAGACCAUGGGGUCUAUUCUUUCCAGUUCAACAAGUAACAGUGGAUUUCCCUCCCCAUCUUUGUUGAGUAUAUAAAUGAAUUCUUGGAGAUGCUGAUGCUCCAGACUCCAGAGGGCUGACCAGGAAUACAGCCCCUCUGUGGGCCCAGCUGAGGACUAACACUUGGUCAUCGGUUUUCACAGGCCUGGGCCUGGAAAAAGAAGUCUCUGCACUCCUGCCCUCUGCUCUUCCUCCACUCCUGGUGGAGCCUGGAGGAACUGUCACUUUUUGUGUGUGCUACAGUCGAGGAGACCAAAAAGACUUCUUUUAUUUUGUGAAGAAAGUUUUAUGUUUUGUUUUAAACUGCAAUAUACUCUUUCCCUACCCCAAA
Molecule: messenger RNA, 4248 nt
Organism: Orcinus orca (killer whale)
Lineage: Eukaryota; Metazoa; Chordata; Mammalia; Artiodactyla; Delphinidae
Gene: RBMS2
Product: RNA binding motif single stranded interacting protein 2
Exons: 14
Coding region: 2783-3916 (377 amino acids)
Cellular component (GO): cytosol; nucleus; ribonucleoprotein complex
Molecular function (GO): poly(A) binding; mRNA 3'-UTR binding; poly(U) RNA binding
Source: RefSeq, a predicted model, not a curated record